Molecule: messenger RNA, 3416 nt
Organism: Hippocampus zosterae (dwarf seahorse)
Lineage: Eukaryota; Metazoa; Chordata; Actinopteri; Syngnathiformes; Syngnathidae
Gene: gga3b
Product: golgi associated, gamma adaptin ear containing, ARF binding protein 3b
Exons: 17
Coding region: 19-2196 (725 amino acids)
Biological process (GO): intracellular protein transport; vesicle-mediated transport
Cellular component (GO): trans-Golgi network
Molecular function (GO): ubiquitin binding; small GTPase binding; phosphatidylinositol binding
Source: RefSeq, a predicted model, not a curated record
UAAUUUGUAUUUAACAGUAUGUUGUUUUUUUUGCUUUGUAUGGUAUUAACAAUGGCAUUUUACUCGACUCUCGUUUACACGCUCGUGACAUCUCGCGAUGUUUUGAUUACGAUGGCGUAUCAGGAAGGAGAGUCGCUUGAAUCCUGGCUCAAUAAAGCCACCCAUCCAACAAACAGACAAGAGGACUGGGAGUAUAUCAUUGGCUUCUGUGACCAAGUCAACAAAGAACUGGAAGGCCCCCAAAUUGCAAUCCCACUACUGGUCCAUAAGAUCCACUCACCACAAGAAUGGGAAGCUCUUCAGGCACUUACAGUGUUAGAGGCGUGCAUGAAGAACUGCGGGAGCAGGUUUCAUAACGAAGUUGGGAAAUACCGAUUUUUAAACGAGCUAAUUAAAGUUGUGUCUCCAAAGUACAUGGGCGACAGUGCACCUGAGAAGGUGAAAAGAAAGAUUGUCGAAAUGCUGUACAGCUGGACCGUCGCCUUCCUCACUGAGCCCAAGAUAAAUGAAGCCUACCAAACAUUGAGAAGACAAGGGCUGGUGACCCGAGAUCCAGAGUUGCCGCCGGACCGGACUUUGAUUCCCUCUCCGCCCACACGGCCGAAACAUCCAGUGUUCGACAACGAGGACAUGGGGAAGCUCCUUGCUGAGCUUCUCCGCAGCAAAAACCCCGAAGACCUCCAGGAAGCCAACAGGUUAAUCAAAAAUAUGGUGAAAGAGGACGAGGUGCGCGUGCAGAAGGUGUCAAAGCGCAACAACACGCUGGAGGAGGUCAACAUCAACGUCAAGCUCUUGACCGAGAUGCUCUCCCACUACGACAAAGACACCUCGUCGGAGUCCGACAAGGAGAUUAUGAAGGAACUGUGCGAGCGCUGUGAUCAGCUGAGACGGGCCGCUUUCAAAAUGGCCACUGAGGCAGAGGACAACGACACCAGUUUAGGUGACAUCCUGCAGGCUAGUGACGACCUUUCCAGAGUCAUCAACUCCUACAAGAAAAUAGUGGAGGGGUUGGCUGUCAACGGAGACGGCCAGGAGCCUCGUGGACACACACGCAGCGAUCUCCCAGAGACAACUGACACACUCAUCGACUUGACCGUCACGGACCCGCCGAGUCCUCCUGGACCGGCAGCGGCACCGGCCCCCGUCCCGCUAUCGGGCGCUCUCUCCGACAUCUUGGGCCACUCAUCCGUCCCCGCCCUGCCGCCGCCUCCCAAUCAGCCGCCGGGCCCGCUGGCCGCUCUGGGAGGCAGCCCGGGUCACCCUCCGCCUGACACAGCCUGCGACGCACUCUCGCUUCUUGAUCAUGAGCUGCUGUCAUUAGGACUAACUGAUGACCACCCCGCAUUACUGAGCAACCAGUCCAAAGCAAAUCCAAACAAGGCAUCCAAUCAGUGGAGUUCCUUGCAGGCCCCUGCGACAAGUACAGAUUUGUUUGGCGGUCCGGCGGCAUUCUUGCCCCCAGCAGAAGCUGACGUUCCCUCACUCCAGAACCUUCAAGACCUGGCUCUCAUGGGCUUCCCCAAUCAUAAGAGUGGCACACCAAUGGGAAGUUUUGGGGGACCCACAGUGGUUCCUCCUCCCACGGCCGGGUCGAGCUCCCCCUCUCCAGCAUCUUUUAUCCAGGGUGCUCUGCCCGUCUCUCCUGCCCUGAGCCACGCCAAAGCCCAGAACCUGGCCUCCGUCCCGGAUAGCCCGCUCUUCCGCUCCCUGUCCCCGGCCCACCCUGCCGUCCAGGGAAGCCCCGCCAGAACUGCGCAGAUGUCCCUAAGCAAUGUGCAUGUUCCUCUGGACUCCAUCAGACCCAGUAAAGUGCUGCCGGUGACUGCCUACGACAAGGACGGUGUUCGGGUUCUGCUCAAUUUUGCUUCCGAUUCUCCCCCUGGCAGGCCUGAUGUGUUGGUCAUGGUGGUGUCCAUGCUUAACACAGCGCCACUUCCUGUUCAUGGGGUGGUACUGCAAGCUGCUGUACCAAAAUCAAUGAAGGUGAAGCUACAGCCUCCUUCAGGAACAGAAUUGGCCGCGUUUAACCCCAUCCUACCUCCGGUCUCCAUUACGCAGAUCAUGCUGCUGGCUAAUCCAACAAGGGAAAAGGUUCGCCUGCGCUACAAGCUGGCGUUCACGCUUGGGGAUGUACUGUGCAACGAGGUGGGGGAGGUGGACCAGUUCCCACCGCCUGAGGCGUGGGGGCACUUAUAAAAACACACGCAUACACUUCACCAAGGAAACUAGUCUUUACGGAGACCUAUCAUCACAGCAUAAAGACAGUUCGAACAACUCAACGUUUUAGUUGGUUUCGUGAUACUUGAGGUUUUAUUUAGGUAUAGCUUUUGCGUUUUGUUUUUUUUUGUUUUGUUUUUUUUGCAGGUAACUAAAGAUAAGCACUGAUAUGAAAACAUUCAUAUUUAAAGGGGACAUAUGAAGGAAAAUUGACUUUUUAAUUGCUUGUAUGCAAGUACAGUGUACCUAGACUUUUGAGUGCUCCAAAAUGGUCAGUCUUGAUCUUUGGGGUAUUGCAAUGAAAGUAUGUCACAAACCUAUUUAAAACCAAAAUGUGUACAUUUUCUUCUAAUAUAGUAUCCUAAAUAUCUAAUAUCCGAAAUAAUUCUCCUAAAUAUGCGAGUUUUUUUUUUUUUUUUGGCCCUUCACGGCUUUUGAUCUUGACUGCAUUACAUCUGAAUGGGGGACAAAAAUGAGCACAUUUUCAGAUUUGUAACUUGAAAAUGAGUGUUAAAUAAAUCGGAUCCUCGGAAUUUGAGCAUUUAUUUGUAUUUAUUUACUGUUUAGACACAUGUCAUGUGGCAAAUAUUUUUACUUUUUAAAAUAUUGUUUGAUAUUUGUCACUGUGGAAGGAUUAGACUUUCUAAUAACCAAAUGACUUGAGUUGUAACGCAGCUUUUGUUUCAUUUGACGCUUGUUAUUUAAGUUUGUUCUCAUAUGGAUAAUUUUUCCUCAACUAUUCCUAGUAUCGGGUCGUACGGUGAUCCCUGCGGAUUCAGUUUGGCAGAUUGCUUGGCUGCAUCUUGGCGCCAAGGAGCUAUGUUGAAGUGAGUAGAUGAGCUUCCUUUUUGGCAACAGUUGUGCUUUGUCGCAAUGUUGUGGCAUCUAGAAGCAGUUAGAAACCCUCACUACUAGCAGGGGUUUCUCUAUACUUGCGGUGCGUUUUACUGUCAGUUAACAACACUGAACCUUGAAAAUGUGAAAUCAAAUACAGUAUAUGGACAUGAAUUUAAAAAUAUUCAGCCGUGGAACCGCGUCAUGGUGCUGACUCAUCAGCCUCAUUUGCAUAUGAGAUGUACAGAAGCGAGUUUAAGUGUACAUAAUUCAGAACUACUGUAUCGUCGUUUGUGAAUACGUGACAUUUACAUUUGUACAUUCAGUUUGUUUGCUGCAUGAAAUAAAGAUUUUUGUGUGAAUGG